This is a messenger RNA of Cryptococcus wingfieldii CBS 7118, 1920 nucleotides long. RefSeq lists its product as hypothetical. Gene Ontology annotation, cellular component: mitochondrial inner membrane. Gene Ontology annotation, molecular function: metalloendopeptidase activity. The transcript has 4 exons. The coding region runs from base 1 to 1920 and encodes 639 amino acids. Gene Ontology annotation, biological process: mitochondrial protein processing; protein quality control for misfolded or incompletely synthesized proteins. NCBI's taxonomy places the organism in Eukaryota, Fungi, Basidiomycota, Tremellomycetes, Tremellales, Cryptococcaceae. The record is from RefSeq and is a predicted model, not a curated record.
AUGCUCAGGCCACUCAGUACUAGGCCACUCGUCCCCCUCAGCUCCCGUCGUCCAGGUAUGCACCCCGGCGUUACUCGGCGGCCACUACCACCGCCAUCCCGCCUUCGAGCUUUCCAUGCCACCGCGCGUCGAGAGGUCAUUCCCCUCAUACCUGUAGCCGGACUAGCCAUGUUCAAAGGUGCAUCCCUCUUGACCGUCGCAACAGUCUUCUCGCGCAUCUUGAUCUCCUUCUUCCCCGUUGGGACCUUGGCGGCCUUCAAGAUGAUACGCGCCGACAAAUGGAUGGACUCUGAGAUCGUGCGGCCUUCUGUCGGUCCACCAGCGGAAGAUUUCUACCGCAUGUGGUGUGAAGGCGAGCAAGCUGUCAGAGUGCCAAUGGAAGAGACCGACCGUCUCAUCGACGUAGAGCCUGGACAUCUGGGCGGGUUGACGCUCGCAGACGGUAGGGUCGCGUACCCCGUGCCCAUGCCUCCGCGCUCCAGACAUACAGGCUUCAAGUCUCGCACUGGACCGCACUACACGCCGCAAGCCUUGAUGGAACAUUCUAAUGGCAAUAGAAAGCACGUCGCAUGGUGGAUACGCCGCGGCUACUUUAUCAUCCCACCGCUACCUCCUUCUGCCGAGCCCUACUACAAAAGCUUGCCGCAGAAAGAUAGAGAGGAGGUAGAUUCGCUGAGGCGAUAUUGGAUCGGCCUCAAAUUCUUCAAAGACUGCUUUGUCGCCGGCCGUAUUCUGUUGGCGCUCGUGUUCGGCCUUCCGUUCCUCCUCAUCUGCACCGCCUACAUUGCCGGUCUCGAGCGUGUACCCCUCACAGGACGCUGGAGACUCAUCCUCCUCACCCCUGAAGAAGAAGACGCGAUCUCAACCAGUUUGGGGGGUGGGAACUGGUAUCGCAGUGUCGUCAAUCUCUUGACCACCGCAGAACACCCAGCGCCGCCUAUCGUGCCCACCAACGACUGGCGUUGGGCAUGGGUACAAGGUAUCUUGACGCGUCUCGAGGAAGCUGCCUUGUCCGAAUGCCGUUAUACCCCGAAUACCUCUCUUGCCCCGUCCGACCCCGAUUCCUUACCAAUACCUCCACCGACAUACCACCCAUUCACCCCUCGUCCCCGCGCUUCUUCCCUCCUGCACUCUGUCCUCCCCGGCGGCGACCCCUCAACUGGCAGGGAGCACCUAGAAAUAGGUCCUCCCUACAAUAUAAUGCUGAUGCAAAAGGACGAAGAGAAUGCCUUUUCAUACGGUUUUGGGGGCAAGAGAGCUGGAGGGAUCGUGGUGUAUACGGGAUUACUGGAUCAUAUACUCGUCUCCCACGAUCCUUCUCCCGUUUCCGCCCAACCCUCUCAGACUGGCCUCUUGCGCGGUCUCUUUGGGUCUCGUUCACCACCUCCCACGAAGCCAACGCCGGAACAAGAUCUUCAUCUCGCGUGUGUUUUGGCGCACGAGAUGGGCCACCUCCUUCUUUCCCAUCACCUCGAGACUCUUUCUCAGCAGCAGGUCCUCUGGCCUAGUGUCCUUGGAUUGUCCAUGGACCUUAUCAGAGCGUUUAUCUGGCCCUUCACGUUCUUCUUGGGACCCACGGUGAAUGAUGCAUUGGCGAAUGUGGGCAGAACGGGUACGGAAGAACUAUCUCAGAAAUACGGCGAGAUCGGGUUUCAGUGGAAGCACGAGUAUGAAGCAGAUCUCGCAGGUCUUCGCCUCCUAGCCCGCGCGGGCUUCAACCCCCACUCAGCCCUCUCCCACUUUUCCUCCUCCGUAGCCUCCCUCCAAGAGAUCCAGCCCAUCGACAAGGCCGACGAUGGGCUGACGGGGGCCGUCUUCAAGCUCUGGAGUCGGGCGACGCAUCCGUCUGCUGGUGAUAGGAGUGAAGCGAUUAGGAAGGAGAUUGAGAGGUGGGAGCAGGAGAGAAUGGGGGGCAAGUAG